Molecule: messenger RNA, 3994 nt
Organism: Hirundo rustica (Barn swallow)
Lineage: Eukaryota; Metazoa; Chordata; Aves; Passeriformes; Hirundinidae
Gene: PRDM5
Product: PR/SET domain 5
Exons: 16
Coding region: 143-2044 (633 amino acids)
Biological process (GO): regulation of transcription by RNA polymerase II
Molecular function (GO): DNA-binding transcription factor activity; protein binding; RNA polymerase II cis-regulatory region sequence-specific DNA binding
Source: RefSeq, a predicted model, not a curated record
AGGAGCCGGGAGAGCCCCGCAGCCAGCCCCUCUUCCUGCCCCCUUCCCCGGACAUCUCGCCGCUCCCGGUGGGAUGGAGGUCCCCCUUAAGCCUCUUCCUUCUCCCCGGUAGCAGGCGGCGGGGUCCGAGUUCGGUGCAAAAAUGCUGGGCAUGUACGUGCCGGAUAGGUUCGCCCUGAAGUCGUCCCGGGUGCAGGACGGGAUGGGGCUCUACACGGCCCGCAGAGUGAAGAAGGGUGAAAAGUUUGGCCCCUUUGCAGGGGAGAAGCGAAUGCCACAGGAACUGGAUGAGAACACAGACUGCAGGCUCAUGUGGGAAGUUCGUGGGAGCAAAGGCGAGGUCCUUUAUAUCCUGGAUGCCAGCAACCCACGCCAUUCGAACUGGCUGCGGUUUGUCCAUGAGGCUCCAUCCCAGGAACAGAAGAACCUGGCAGCCAUCCAGGAAGGGGAAAAUAUUUUCUAUCUGGCUGUGGAAGAUAUUGAAACAGACACAGAACUUUUGAUUGGGUACUUGGACAGUGACAUGGAAGAAGAGGAGGACGAGGACGAGGAAGUAACUGUUACCCAGGAAGAUGAACACAGUGGCAGCAAUAAAGAAGUGCAACUAGCUGGUGAAAAAAUUGCACAUCCCCUCACCUGUAAACAGGACCAUGCAUGCCCAAACUGUGAAUCCAGUUUUGCCAGCCAGGAAAUCCUAGCUGAGCAUCUGCAGACUUUGCACCAAAAACCCAGUGAGGAAAAGGAAUUUAAGUGCCGAAAUUGUGGAAAGAAAUUCCCUGUUAAACAAGCUCUACAAAGACAUGUCCUUCAGUGCACAGAGAUUAUCAGCCCAGGAGACUCCUCCAGAAGUUUCCAGUGCUCUGUUUGCAAUACUGCCUUCAGCUCAGAAUCGAGUUAUGAGCAGCACAAGGAGGCGUGCAGAGGGGAUGCCAGGUUCAUAUGCAAGGCAGAUAGCUGUGGGAAGAGGUUCAAGAGCAAGGAUGCCCUGAAAAAACACAAAGAAAAUGUUCACUGUGGAAAUUCUAGGAAGAAGCUGAUGUGUUCAGUGUGCAAUAAGAAAUGUUCCUCAGCAGCAAAUCUCCAGGAGCAUCGAAAGGUCCAUGAGAUCUUUGAGUGUCAAGAAUGUGACAAGAAAUUCAUUUCGGCAAACCAGCUGAAGCGCCAUAUGAUAACUCAUUCAGAAAAACGCCCCUACACCUGCGAGGUUUGCAAUAAGUCCUUCAAACGACUUGAUCAAGUGACUGCACACAAAAUAAUACACAAUGAAGAUAAACCUUAUAAAUGCAAGCUUUGUGGAAAGGGAUUUGCCCACAGAAAUGUUUACAAGAAUCACAAGAAGACCCAUUCUGAAGAGAGACCGUUCCAGUGUGAGGAAUGCAAAGCCUUGUUCCGAACCCCCUUCUCUCUACAAAGACAUCUGUUAAUCCAUAACAGUGAGAGAACCUUCAAGUGUGAUCAUUGUGAUGCCACUUUCAAAAGAAAGGACACAUUAAAUGUUCAUAUUCAAGUUGUACAUGAUGGACAUAAGAAAUACAAGUGUGACCUGUGUGACAAAGCUUUUGUGACACCCUCGGUCCUGAAGAGCCAUAAGAAAACUCACACAGGAGAAAAAGAGAAGAUUUGCCCAUAUUGUGGACAGAAGUUUGCAAGCAAUGGAACAUUGAGAGUUCAUAUUCGAAGCCAUACAGGUGAGCGUCCUUACCAGUGUCCUUACUGUGACAAAGCUUUCAGCAAGAACGACGGCUUGAAGAUGCACAUUCGCACCCACACCAGGGAAAAGCCGUACCAGUGUUCGGAGUGCAACAAGGCUUUUAGUCAGAAGCGAGGCCUGGACGAGCACAUGAGGACCCACACCGGGGAGAAGCCCUUCCAGUGUGAUGUUUGUGACCUGUCCUUCAGCCUGAAGAAGAUGCUGAUCCGACACAAGCUGACUCACAACCCCAACCGCCCCAUGGCAGAGUGCCAGCUCUGCCACAAGAAGUUUACAAGGAAUGACUACCUCAAAGUGCAUAUGGAAAAUGUCCAUGGAGAAACUGACAGCUAAAUACAGCCUCAGUGAGAAGAGUAGAUCCAAAGUGGUGCAUUUGCAUGUGUACAAACUCCAGACUUUCCACCUGGCCAGUAAGCACAGUCAGGAGAAACAACUGUAAUGCCUUCACACAUUAUUUUUCCCAAUUUUGUUGAAAAUAUGUUAGUAGCAAAAAAACCCUAAGACAUUCUGAUGUAAAACAGUUUGAAAAUAAAAGAAUUGAAGAUACAAGAACUUUGGAGAAAUUUUAUCCUCAUUUAAACAAAGAAGCUUUAAGCAAACUUUUCUUUGUUAAUGACGUUUUUAGAAACUUAGCUAUUAGUAGCAAUGCCUGGAAAUCCUGGACACUUGCAACAAAACUCUUGACUGUCUGCAACUGUAUUUUUGUAUCUAACCUACAAGGCUCCAUUAAAAUUAUUUAAUUUUAAGCCAUGUGGAGUCCUGUUUUGAGGAGGCUGAAAUCUAAUCUCCCCUCUUUGACCUAAACCUAAGACUCCUCCCCUAAAAUACCUGAUAAGCCGCACAGCCCUGCCCCUGCUCGCUCUCACCCCCUCCUCGGCCCGGGGUAGGGGGGAAGAAAUGGAUUCUCGUGCUUACAACAAACAUUUGUCUCAUCUGUUUCCCUGCCCGUGGUUGUAACCUCCCUGGACACGGUCACUGUUGCCACAUGACGCAACAAAUGGUGGAUGAAUGCAGGCAACCAGUGAGGACAACAGGACCGACACCUCCUAAGUCACCUCUGCGGGACCCCCAUAAAAACAUGGGGGUAAAAGCUUACAGAGAGGGAAACUCCCAAGAAGGAGACCGGUUCUCUGGGACCAAGCGAUGGACUAACAUCUACCAUCACAAGUCUUUUCAUUCUUCAUGGGAAGGAGUUCUUAAAAGCUACAAGCAGCUAGUCUGCCUGCAAAAAGGACUAUGCUGGGGACUCUUACCAACUCUCCUGACACGUUUGCUGCAACUAAUGGAUGAUAAAGCCCUACUGGCUACCUAUGGACGAUUAUGGACGGUUUGUAUGCAGAGUGUCAGUGCCCUAGACCCGCCCUCCUGUGAACCUUUAUGUUUUUCAGUUUCUGUGAAGCUACUACCUCUAUCUUUCCUUACCCUUUGUUCCUAAGAGUGUGGCAAGGAGUGGAGACUGCCAGGAUGGCACAGAGUUGCUACCAUCUCUCCGUUACCCUGUGCCCCUCUCCACCCCUGUCCCCCUUUCCCUGAAGGCAGGACAAGGUCGGAAACUGUCCAGAAGUGAUGUGGGUAUGCUACUGUCCUCCCGCUGUCCUGUGUCCUCCUUUGCGCCCCUGUCUUUCCAUAUCCCCCAUUCCCUGCCCAGGAAGGCAGUGGCCACACUGUCCCAGGCACUCCUUCUAAAAAAUGGUGCUUACCAUGCAGUUUUGAGAACCCCCCCUUUCCUGUCGAAGUCCUUCUCUUCCAGUCCUGUGCCUGCCCCUCUCCCUGCCUACCUACCCUCGCUUCCUGCCACGCAGCUUGCCCCUGCCCCGGGCCUGCACAGCAGAGGAGGUGAGGCAGGGCUGGUCAGAGAGUGCCAGGCCCUGCUGUGCCCUGCAGCCGGCACGGCAAAGGCGGCGUGGUGGAACUGCGCAGCCCUGAGAGAAGGCCGGACCCUGCCACGUGCUGCAGAUAGCUCUCACUGUAGCUUUCACCGUUCCUUGCUUCACAAUCAUCACCUACAAUAACAGCACCAGCACCAAAGCCAAGACCGAACAGUAAGAACUGUGCCCUCUGUAAAAAACAGAUGAAAGAACUGCACCUCUUCUGGUAGGAAGAACAAAAGCCAAAGGAGAUUGAACUAUUAACCCAUUAAGUGAAAAUGUAUUCAUUUCAUUCUGUAUCAUCAAUUCUGUUACUUUAUCCUCUGUAAUUAAGUCUCAAAUGCUUUUCUGUUACUUGUUAAUUUAGCUUAAUAAUGUUCAUUUUAAUUUUGCAAACCAAUAAAUCAUAUUCUCG